AUGCUCUUCGUCGCUCCGCUUCUACUGUCGCUGCUCCACGCCCCAGCCGUGCUUCGCCGCUCGGCUGCGCCCACCGCCGGCGCCGCCGCGGUCGGAGCAUAUUCUCCUGCUGCCGCUGCGCAUCCUCGGUCGCCGGCGCCGCGGAUGCAGUUCUUCGCCAAGGUGAAGGAGAUCAACGAGGCCAACAAGAUGAAGACGGUGACUAAGGGCGCGCCGCCUCGCGUGCGCGGCAAGCGGCUGCCAGCAGACAUCGUUGAGGAGUACACGCGGCAGCAGCUCGAGCAGCUCUGGGGCGCGCUUGUCGCUGCGUACGGCAGCGAAGCGCUCGCGCGCGAGGCGGUCUUCUCCAACCCGCAGAUUAUCAACCCGUCGUACACGUUUUGCAACACCCUGCUUCUCUCGAAAGACGUCCUCUUUGAGAUGAUGGGCAAGGAGGAGGCGCUCGACGUCAUGCUCAAGAACCCCGCCGUUCUGCAGUGCGGCCCCUCCCUCGACACGCUCGGGCCCGACGAGAUCAAGGGCUUCGCAAACAUCCGCGGGCUCGGCAACAAGAUCCCGGAGAGCGCGCGGCUGGGCCUCAUCUCCUUCACCAUCGGCGCCGCCCUCUUCCCCGUCAUCGCCACAUUGCUCGGCUUCGAGGACGCCGCCUCGGUUGCCUUCGCCAAGCCGCUGGUAGGCAUCUUCUUCUCGGUCCUCAUCGAGGGCUCGCGCAUCAUCAUCGUCGGCACCAUCGCUAAGGCGAAGCUGGCGGGCGACGAGCGGAUCGAGCGCGCGCAAGCCAACGAGGCCAGGCGCAUGGGCGGCAAGAAGAGCACUGGCAGGGCAGCCGCGCCGGCGCGGGCGCGGCGCGUCGUCCGUCUGGGUCAGCUCAAUCUGCACGGCGCGCGGCCGGUGGCGGGCAAAGAGGCGGCGCGCCGAGUGAAGGACUUGUGGCUCGUAGCCCUCAACAUCCGCCUUGAGUCGCGGAAAAGACACGCAGGUGAUGCAGGUGCUGUCCCAAAGAUGUCACGGCCGCUGGACCCCGGCGCGCCUCAUGGCGAGGCGCCGCCGGCCCCGCCGAACGGGCGCUGCUCGGUCGUGUACUCGAAUCUGCACGGCACUUUCACCACGGACGAAGAGCCGCCCCAGUUCUGGUCGGAAGACGCGGCGUCGGAGGCGGUGGAGAAGGCGGUGGAAGAGGCGGCGGCGACUGCGGCAGCGGCGGGGGAGACUCCUGUCGCGGAGGCGGAGGGGCUGCAGCUCCACCUCUCGAGCAAAAGCAGCACCGGCUACAAGUGCGUGGUCAAGCACCACUCUGGCCGCUUCCGGGCGAAGCACAGGGUGGGCGGAAGGACUGUCACCAUCGGCACCUUCGACACGGCGGUCGACGCGGCGGUGGCGUACGCGAAGGCAGUGGCCGCUGACGACUCAGCAGAUGGAGACGAGGGCCCUGGGACGCCCCCUGGGACGCCUCCCGGCACGCCUCUGCCGGACGAAGAUGACGACGACGAGGAGGAGGACGAGGAGGAGGACGAGGAGGACGAGGAGGACGAGGAGGACGAGGAGGAGGAGGGGGAGGAGGAGGAGGAGGAGGAGGAGGGGGGUGGCGGAGGAGAGGCCGGGCUCGGCGCGGCGCUGCUCGGCGACGCGCAGGGGCUGCGCCUGCACCUCUCGACCCGCAGCAAGACGGGCUUUGCGAAGGUGUACCAGCACGGCGACAGUGGCCGCUUCGAGGCGCAGCGCAGCGUGGACGGAAAGACGCAAUCCCUCGGCUCCUUCGGGUCGGCGCUCGAGGCGGCUGUGGCGUACGCGGCGGGCAAACCUGUAUGGGACGCCGUCAAAUGCUCCGGCCGCUGCGACGUCGAUUGUCCGCAAUGGGCAUGCGUUCAGCCCCAAGCAACCAAGUCGGCCUCCCAGCGCGCGGCGGGCGAGGCAGCCAAGUGCAAGACUCCUGUCGCGGAGGCGGAGGGGCUGCAGCUCCACCUCUCGAGCAAAAGCGCCACCGGCUACAAGGGCGUGCGGCAGGACGCCGGUGUCCUCUCGGGCGGAGGCUUCCGGGCGGGGCACGUGGUGGGCGGCAUUUCCAGGCACAUCGGCACCUUCGAUACGGCGGUGGAGGCGGCGGUGGCGUAUGCGAGGGCUGUCGUGAAGGCGAAGGCGGAGGCGGAGGAGGUGGCGGCAGAGGAGGGGAAGGAGGAGGAGGAAGAGGAGGAGGCCCCCUCCCCCCCCGACGCCAAGUCGAGCCCGGAUGACUUUGCGCGCUUCACCUCCGGCGCCAGGAGCGGCCUCACGCCGCCGUCCGCCCCCUCGUCUGGCGUCGCCGCUGCGCUGCUGGGCGAGGGCGAGGAUCUGGACGAGCUGCUCCCGCCCAGCCUGCAGGCAUCAAACCAGGCCCGCGCCGAGGAUCUGGCGGCGUCGGCGUUGCGGCCGAUCGCGGCGGGCAGCGGCCUGAGCGUGACAGCUGGGGAGAGCGCCAAGGCGGCGGGCAAGCGCAAGGCUGCGCCGCCCUCGUCCGAGUUUGCGCCCGCCACGGCGGGGAGCCUGCCCGCACAGCCCGGCCCCCGCCUCUCGCGAGAGGCCAGGAAGCUGCGCUUUGACCAGCCGGGCCGCAAGACCGCCUCGCCCGCCCCGCCCGCCGCCCCAUCAUCGGAGCUGCCGCGCUGCCGCUCACGCACGUCUGGAGAGCGCGGCGAGGUGCCCGACCGCAAGAAGCUACCCGCGCCCCCCCCCGCCUCGCUCGCAUCAGCGGCCGGCUCUCCAUCUUCCGUCGCCGCCGCGCGCCCCUCCCCCGCCCCUGCCGCCGCCGCGCCCCCUUCUCCCGCGCCGCACGUCGACUCGUCCCUGUCGGAGGGCGCAGCGGCGGCGGGCUGGGCGACCGCGCUCGAGCCACACCAGAAAGACUCCGACUGCGCACCGGACGGCGCGCUGCAGGACGGACCGCUGCAGGAGGGGCCUCGGGAGACGGCGCUGGGGCCCGAGGUGCCCGCCUCGCCCGCCGCAGCCUCUCGCGCCGCCGCCGCCCGCUCCAUCGCCGCCGCCGCCCUGUCUGCCGCCGCCGACCCGUCUGACUCCGCGGCCGCCUCCUCCUCUGCCGCGUGCGCUACGGCCUCCUCCGCCGCCUGCGCCGGCCACACGCCCGACGACCAGCUUGCAGAGACCGGCCACUACUGCUUCUCCGGCGGCGAGCUUGGUCUCCUCGACUCCAUUGGCCCGCCGACGUCGCCGCUAGCCCCGCCUGCCUCGCCCCUCGGGGACGGGGACGAUGCCUACUUCAGCCUCUCGCGCGCGCAGUCGCGGCAGGAGACGGAGCAGGCGCCCGCGUCGCACAAGCGGCGGCGGAGCGGCGAGGAGUGCUCCGACGACGAGGCGGAGCUGAUGGGCUCGUACCUCCCCGAGGCCAGCCUCGAGGAGCCAAAGGGCCGCGAGGAGUUCGCGCAGUCGUUUUGCGACGCGCUGUCGGAGUCGAGGGCGUCGGGCGCCUCCUCCACGGCGACGGUUGCAACGGAGAGCUGGUUCGAGCGCUGCGGCGGCACCGCUAUGCCUCCGCCCUUGCCGGGCACAGGGCGAGCCAGCACACAGGCGCGCCCGCUGCCCUAUCCGCCCGGCGCACGAGUACACGGGCACACGGGUGGUGAGCGCAACACGUCUGAGCGCGGCCGCGUGGCGCUGCCGCAGGCGCACCUAAUGGGCCUUGCGCGCUUCCCCGAGGGGGUGCACGGCGAGCGCGAGGAGGCGGAGGCGCAGGAGUCCUUUCGCGAGGCACCACCGCCGGCCAGGUCGGUCGUCCUGUGGCUGUCCGAGGUGACCGAGUGGCAGCCGUGGGAGCGCCACUUCGGCGACACAGAAGAGGCGGAGCGGCGGCCGUGGACGGCCAAGGAGGACGAGAUCAUCGUGGCCGCCGACGAGGCCGAGAUCAUCGCCUCGCUGCCGAAGCUGCAGGGCCGCUCGGACGACGCGGUCCGCAACCGCUGGUCCAGCCUCAUGUUCAGAGAUGAGGACGGGCCCGAGGUUUGGGGAGAGGAGGAGGAGGAGGAGCUCGAGCUCGGGCGAGUGGAGCGGCUCGCCAGUCGCACCGCCACCCCGGCCGCGAUGGCGCAGACACCGGAGGACAAGAUCCUCCGCAAGGGGGUGCAGCAGCUCAAGGGGCGCGGCGGCGGCGGCUCUGGCGGCGAGGGUGCGGCGGCAGGCUGGAGCGCGACAACUCGGCUGCCGCAGCCAACGCCGCUGCCGCGAACCGACGCCGCCGCCCCGCCGGCGGCACCAGCGGUUGCGCGAGGCAAGCCGGGGCCGAAGGAGCUGUUGCGGCUCGCCAAGCGGGCGAAGAAGACGCAGGAGGAGGAGGAGGAGGAGGAGGAGGAGGCGGAGGAGGAGGAGGAGGGGAUCGACAACGAGGAGGAGGCACCGAGACGGUCGGCGAGCUCGUCGGCGAGCUCAGAGCUGCGGUGGAAGGUCCCUCCCGGCGGAUCGCUGCUCCUCGAGUCCGUCUACAGCCGCGAGCCGUACCCGUCCGCGCCUACUCGCGCCUCGCUGGCGGAGCAGCUGCAGACGACUCCCCGGCGAGUGUCGACCUGGUUUCAAAACAAGCGCUCGCGCGACGACCCGUGGGCACUCAAGCGGCACCAGGAGCGCUUCGAGCGGAGCAAGGAGGAGGAGGAGGAGGAGGAGGAGGGGAGCGGCGGCGAAGAGGCCCCGCGCGUGAUCCUCAAGCUGGCGGGUUUCGAGGCGUGGGAGGCGGAGCAGGCGGCAGCGCUUGCUCCACCCCUGCGGCCUAUCAAAGGGAUGGCAGCGCGUGAGCCGUGGAGCAAGGAGGAAGACGAGAAGAUCCUGGCGCUGGUGCGCACACACGGCCGCAGGUGGCGGCUGACCGGCGCGGAGGAGGCUUCCGGCGUGGCAGUGAGCGCCGCGCCGGAAGCUGCGCCGCCGCCCCCCUCCAGCAAGCGCAAGCGCGCGCGCGCGGCGCCAAAGAAGGGCGCCAAGGCGGCGAAGGUGCGCCGGGAGAAGGAGGGCCCGUCGGCGGAGAUGCUCUCGGGCGGGGAGCCGGAGUCGGAGGCGAAGCAGCCAGCGGCGGCGGCGGCGAAGGGGCCGACCGCUGCUCUGGCGGCGGCGCGGGAGAAGAAGGGCGAGGCAGCGCCGCUGCCGCCGCUGCCGCAGUGGCCGCCGCCGUCUCAGGCGGCGCGCCUCGCGGUGGCGGCGUCCUACGCGCAGCUGGCGGCAGCGGCGCUCAACGUGCAGCAGGCGGCGCCUGCCGCGCCGGCCGAGGCCGGCGUCGCGCAGCGAUUCGGCGGCUGGUAG
Molecule: messenger RNA, 5271 nt
Organism: Emiliania huxleyi CCMP1516
Lineage: Eukaryota; Haptophyta; Isochrysidales; Noelaerhabdaceae
Exons: 20
Coding region: 1-5271 (1756 amino acids)
Biological process (GO): regulation of DNA-templated transcription
Molecular function (GO): DNA binding; DNA-binding transcription factor activity
Source: RefSeq, a predicted model, not a curated record